Molecule: messenger RNA, 1022 nt
Organism: Anopheles coustani
Lineage: Eukaryota; Metazoa; Arthropoda; Insecta; Diptera; Culicidae
Gene: Sbds
Product: ribosome maturation protein SBDS
Exons: 1
Coding region: 156-917 (253 amino acids)
Biological process (GO): cytosolic ribosome assembly; ribosome biogenesis
Source: RefSeq, a predicted model, not a curated record
UUCAAUUUCUUGCACGCAACCAAUAGUAGCAGAAGAAGUAUGCAGCCAACUUCAGGUAUCAUAUGACAGCUGUCAACGGGGUAUGAAACAUCGUAAACAAACGUGCAUUGCAUCGUUCGCUUGCGGAAAAACAACUGGAGUGUUCGGGGAACAAAAUGCCGAAAAUAUUCACACCGACGAACCAGAUACGGCUUACAAAUGUAGCCGUGGUGCGUAUGAAGAAAGGCGGGAAGCGUUUUGAGAUCGCAUGCUACAAAAACAAAGUGCUCUCAUGGCGAUCAGGCACGGAAAAGGAUCUCGAUGAAGUGCUGCAAACGGUAGCGGUGUUUAACAAUGUUUCGAAAGGCGAAGUGGCCAAAACAGAGCAACUGCAGAAGGCUUUCGGCAAGGACGAUGUGACGGAGAUUUGCAAAGAGAUACUGGCCAAGGGAGAACUGCAGGUUUCGGAAAAGGAACGCCAGGACCAGCUCGAUUCGAUGUUCAAAGAAAUAGCGACGACCGUAGCCGACAAGUGCGUAAAUCCGGACACGAAGCGUCCCUAUCCGGUUUCAAUAAUCGAAAAAUCAAUGCGAGACAUCCAUUACUCCAUCAAACCGCAUCGUAAUGCAAAGCAGCAGGCGCUGGACGUUAUAAAAGUGCUUAAAGAAUCGAUACCAUUGGAAAGAGCAAAGAUGCGUCUGAAGGUGACAUUACCAGCGAAGGAAGCCAAACGGCUCAAGGAUCGUAUCGGAAAGCUAAGCUCUACGGUUACCGAAGGUGAAGAAUGGGAGGGAGAGCGAUUGAUGCUGACGUGCUUGAUCGAUCCUGGCCACUUUCGUGAGAUGGAUGAAAUAAUCCGCACGGAAACCAAAGGAGCCGGUGCUCUGGAAGUGUUAAACUUAAAAGAGAUCAAAGAAGGUGAGGAGGUUCUGGAGUAAACAUUUGUUGCUUGGUUAAAGUGUUUUAUAUUGUAAAAUAAACAAAACCUGACAUCAAAUUCUGAUACAAUUGUACAAUAAGAUAAAGUAAUGAAUUAGAUAAUC